Molecule: messenger RNA, 876 nt
Organism: Naumovozyma castellii
Lineage: Eukaryota; Fungi; Ascomycota; Saccharomycetes; Saccharomycetales; Saccharomycetaceae
Gene: TRM8
Product: tRNA (guanine46-N7)-methyltransferase
Exons: 1
Coding region: 1-876 (291 amino acids)
Source: RefSeq, a predicted model, not a curated record
AUGAAGACCAAGCCACUAUCACAUGACCCAGGCUCCAAACGUUACGCAUACCGUGUCAACAAAGAGGAAAACAGAAAGGAGCUAAAGCAUGUUAAGAUCGAUGAAGCCUCACUCUCCACCAAAGAUGACAAGGCCCACAAAGAUAUCAUUGAACUACCCAAAAAGAGAUUUUACCGUCAAAGAGCUCAUUCCAACCCAUUCUCAGACCAUCAAUUAGAGUACCCCGCUUCGCCUGCAGAAAUGGAUUGGGCUAAAUUAUAUCCACAUCUCCAGGAUGAGGCGACGGGGGAGAUGACUAAAAAGGUCACAAUUGCUGACAUUGGUUGUGGGUUCGGUGGUCUUCUUGUAGACCUAUCACCAGCAUUUCCUGAAAAUUUAAUAUUAGGUAUGGAAAUUAGAGUUCAAGUGACCAAUUACGUGGAGGAUAGAAUCAUUGCUCUAAGAGCUCAAAACAAAGAUAAUCUAAAAUACAGAAAUAUUAAUGUCUUGAGGGGUAAUGCAAUGAAAUUCCUACCAAAUUUUUUUGAAAAAUCACAAUUGGAGAAAAUGUUCUUCUGUUUCCCUGAUCCUCACUUCAAACAAAGGAAGCACAAGGCGAGAAUUAUUACCAAUACUCUUUUGAGUGAAUAUGCCUAUGUUUUGAAGGAAGGAGGUGUCAUUUACACUAUCACCGAUGUGGAAGAUUUACAUCUUUGGAUGGUAAAGCAUUUAGAAGAACAUCCUUUAUUUGAAAGAUUAAGUGAGGAAUGGGAAAAUAAUGAUACAUGUGUCCAGAUAAUGAGAAAUGCUACAGAAGAAGGGAAAAAAGUGGAAAGAAAGAAAGGUGAUAAGUUUGUGGCUUGUUUUAAGAGAUUACCAAACCCAACUAUCAUUUAA